Mesoplodon densirostris (Blainville's beaked whale) is the source of this 1712-nucleotide messenger RNA. RefSeq lists its product as uncharacterized. Lineage: Eukaryota; Metazoa; Chordata; Mammalia; Artiodactyla; Ziphiidae. The transcript is spliced from 6 exons. Gene Ontology annotation, molecular function: DNA binding; structural constituent of chromatin; protein heterodimerization activity. The record is from RefSeq and is a predicted model, not a curated record. Gene Ontology annotation, cellular component: nucleosome.
GUGUCGGUUCGCUAUGGCCCGUACAAAGCAGACUGCCCGCAAGUCGACCGGUGGCAAGGCCCCGCGAAAGCAGCUGGCCACCAAGGCGGCCCGCAAGAGCGCGCCGGCCACCGGCGGCGUCAAGAAGCCGCACCGCUACCGGCCGGGCACCGUGGCCCUGCGGGAGAUCCGGCGCUACCAGAAGUCGACCGAGCUGCUGAUCCGCAAGCUGCCCUUCCAGCGGCUGGUGCGCGAGAUCGCGCAGGACUUUAAGACCGAUCUGCGCUUCCAGAGCUCGGCCGUGAUGGCGCUGCAGGAGGCGAGCGAGGCCUAUCUGGUGGGGCUGUUUGAAGACACGAACCUGUGCGCUAUCCACGCCAAGCGCGUGACCAUCAUGCCCAAAGACAUCCAGCUGGCCCGCCGCAUCCGCGGGGAGCGGAGCCACCCACAACUGCACUUGGAAGAAGCUGUGCCACUUGUCCGUGCUCUCCCGGCGGACCCUCGCAUGCCCCGGGAGGAGAGGCCGUUAGAGCGGGCAGAGCGUUGGGCUCCGACAGAUAGGCUAAAGAAAGGCCAGGUAUCCGGCCUGGUCCCCUGCUUACUGGCCGUCUUCCGGGGUGUCAGGAUCUUUGAGUUUGGUCAGUCGGCUUCUCUGGACUGGCGAGGUUGCCGCUGCGUUCUUGGGCGCGGACGGGGCGCCCAGUUUCGCUUCUUGGAGGCAGCCACGGGUCCUCCCGUAGGGUCGGGCUCUUCUAGGGCGUCUUCGUACUCGACCUUGGCCCAGAACUGUAAUCUGUUCCGGGAGUGGGGGGGGUACCCAAGCAGUGCCUGGAACACCAUAGAUGGUCAAGAAAUGCUUGAUGAGGGACCAAUUCUCCUGGUCUUCAACUCUUUGUCUUAUAUGAGGGAGCUGAGCAGAAGAUGCUCCCAGUUCUUGGAGUACUUGAAGUUACAGCUCAAGAGCUGGCCUGGACUGGAUAUCUGGGAAGAACUUCUGAAGUCCUUGGUGGUAGAAGAUCGCCUGAACCUGGAUGGGGAUAGAAGGAGGUGGUUAUGGCAAAAAGUAAUCAAAGGUGUCUUGAGGCCUUCCUGCCUGAGCGACUGGGAGGAUGAGGCCACCAUCACAGGAAUAGGCAGGCUGGGACGGGGAGCUGCUGAAGCGUUCAGGCCACACUGGGGACGAAGAAACAUCUUGACCAUUGAAUCCUCUUAUUUAUUUCUCACUUGGACAUCUUCACAAAUGUUCUUCUUGCCUCUCACCCCUUGAUCCUCCCCCUCACCUUUACUGUAUCUCUUAAUAGGAUACCAGGCAUUAAAAAUCAUGGCCCGUACGAAGCAGACUGCCCGCAAGUCGACCGGUGGCAAGGCCCCGCGAAAGCAGCUGGCCACCAAGGCGGCCCGCAAGAGCGCGCCGGCCACCGGCGGCGUCAAGAAGCCGCACCGCUACCGGCCGGGCACCGUGGCCCUGCGGGAGAUCCGGCGCUACCAGAAGUCGACCGAGCUGCUGAUCCGCAAGCUGCCCUUCCAGCGGCUGGUGCGCGAGAUCGCGCAGGACUUUAAGACCGAUCUGCGCUUCCAGAGCUCGGCCGUGAUGGCGCUGCAGGAGGCGAGCGAGGCCUAUCUGGUGGGGCUGUUUGAAGACACGAACCUGUGCGCUAUCCACGCCAAGCGCGUGACCAUCAUGCCCAAAGACAUCCAGCUGGCCCGCCGCAUCCGCGGGGAGCGGGCUUAAG